Messenger RNA from Aspergillus tanneri, 177 nucleotides. RefSeq lists its product as uncharacterized. The record is from RefSeq and is a predicted model, not a curated record. The transcript is spliced from 2 exons. NCBI's taxonomy places the organism in Eukaryota, Fungi, Ascomycota, Eurotiomycetes, Eurotiales, Aspergillaceae. The coding region runs from base 1 to 177 and encodes 58 amino acids.
AUGGAGGGUAUGCUUGCGAAUACGAAACGAGUUCUUAUACUCGUUGGGAUAGAAGACCGCUAUGGAGACUCAAACACCCUUGCGAAACGGGGACGUUCAGGAAUCCACAAGGGUCACGAGUCCUCCGCCGAGCUUUUCAACAAUGGCCAGGCAUACGUUCCUGUGGCUCCUCUGUAA